GUCCAGACUAUUGCUGUGUUUUUCCUUCUCUCUUUUGUUUUUCACUUUGUCACACUAGAAGGCGAUCUAGGGUUGUACAUCAGUCCUUCAAUCCAGCCUGAAAUCGACGGUGAUGAUAAAAAUAUGGUGACGAUAUUAAAUAAAUGCAUCUAUGGGAACAUGGAGAUAUAGUUAUCUUUCAUUACCGAAAAAUCGCGAAGAGUCAGGAAAACAGGAAAAUUUGGAGACGUGGCAUAGAAGCCAUCAUAGUAACCCCUCAGUCUAUCCAAGAAGCUGGAAAAGCUAUACCCACUUUGGUUUUAAUGGGGUUUUCCUUUGGCAUUGUUGAUCAUAGCAGUAACCAAUUGCCUUUGCCUCCACAAACUGCAAAUACAAGCAACCUGAACAUUCAGGAAAAUGUUGAAUCUGCAGCAGGUUGUUCUUCUAGCGUUGCUGAUCAUAGCAGUAACCGAUUGCCUUUGCCUCCACAAAUUGCAAGUAACCUGAACAUUCAGGAAAAUGUUGAAUUUGCAGCAGGUUGUUCCUCUGGCACUGUCAAUCAUGAGGACUACCAAUUUCCUUUGGCUCCAAAAACUGCAGAUACAGUCAACCAGAACAGCAUCCAGGCUAAUGCUCAAUCUUCAGCAGGUUCUUCCUUUGGCAUUGUCAAUCAUGAAAACUACCAAUUGCCUUUGCCUACAGAUUCAAGUAACCAGAGCGACAUUCAGGCAAACGCUGAAUCUGCAGAUUUACAGCAGCAUUUGAUGCAGAUAACAGAAAAAGCAGAAUUCUCUAGCUCUUAUAUCUUUAAAUCAUUUACAGUUUCAGGAGAUGGCAUGCUACAAUAUGAUUACGAGUUUGAAAACCAGACUUUUCCUCAAGUGACUACGAAUGAUUUCUUCACCAACCCUGCUACACCUAAUUUCCUCCCCAGUCCUACACCUGGCAGCCUGAGUGAAUUGCCAGACUUUAUGGAACUGUCUUUGGAGGGAAAUAAGAAAAAUCUUAAACGAGGGAAGGAAAGUCUGGGAGAGCUUCCUGCUAACAGCCUUGGUGAAGGAUAUCAAGAUCAUAUGAGUUUUCAACAGAACCCAGAGUUGCAGGCCCAAAAAGAAGGAAGUGGGAGAUGGUCCAGUGGAGAAAAGAGACGGUGAUCCAGCGAGGCUCUCAGCUGAAGAUUCAGAGAGCAGUGAUGAGGAGGGCAAUCUGGGAAUCAAGGAAGCUGCACUGGAACAAAAUGAUCUUGUCCAUCCAGUUGGUACAGAUGGCAGCAUGUGAGGAAGCAGAGUAGAGGAUUCUGUUAGAGACUGCGCAUCCUUUAUAUGGCAGAAAAAGGAGGAGGAAAAGGGGACUUUUAUUCUGGAGAAUUUGUUAAUUGUUGGCUAAGUAGACUAGGAGAGGACUGGCUCUCGAAUUCCAGUACUAGAAUAGUUAUUAUUAUUGUUAUUGUUAUUUUUGCUUGUUUUCCCUUGAUUUGGAGAAUUAUGAACACUGGAAGUGAAACAUGUAUUGCUGUUAUGGAUUAAUGAAAGGAUCUGCAGUUUCCUUA
Messenger RNA from Mangifera indica (mango), 1528 nucleotides. RefSeq lists its product as uncharacterized. Bases 144 to 1133 code for a protein of 329 amino acids. The transcript has 10 exons. The record is from RefSeq and is a predicted model, not a curated record. Lineage: Eukaryota; Viridiplantae; Streptophyta; Magnoliopsida; Sapindales; Anacardiaceae.